Phytophthora sojae is the source of this 2253-nucleotide messenger RNA. RefSeq names its product glycosyl hydrolase. The coding region runs from base 1 to 2253 and encodes 750 amino acids. The transcript is spliced from 2 exons. NCBI's taxonomy places the organism in Eukaryota, Oomycota, Peronosporomycetes, Peronosporales, Peronosporaceae. Gene Ontology annotation, molecular function: beta-glucosidase activity. The record is from RefSeq and is a predicted model, not a curated record. Gene Ontology annotation, biological process: glucan catabolic process.
AUGCUCAUGUCGUGGUUCUCCGCCGUGUGCUGUCUGGCCAUGGGCCUCGCCGCCCACCAGAGCGCUCCGCUCGUCUCCGCCGACCAAUGGGACGCCCAGACCGAUGUGAUCAUCGAGAGCAUGGACGAAGACCAGCUCGUGGGUCAGAUGGUUCAGGUGGCCUUCUCGCGCUUCUUCAACGCGUCCAAGACAUUCGACGAGGACAAGUUCCGCGCCUACGCCAAGCUCAAGAUCGGCUCGUACCUCAGCGGCCCGUGGCAGUCCGGAUCGUACAAUGGCAAGUACGCUUGGACGGCCCAGGAGUGGCGCGACGUGCUGUCGAGGGCCCAGGAGAUCGUCAAGGAGGAGAACGACGGUCACCCGUUCAUCUUCGGCAUCGACUCGCUGCACGGCGCCGGCUUCACCUCGGGUGCUGUGCUCUUCGGCCAGCCCAUCAACGGUGCGGCCACGUUCAACCCCGACCUCAUCUAUGACAUGGGCCGCAUUGCUGGCCGUGACACGCUCGCUGCCGGCACCCCCUGGAUCUUCGGCCCCAUGCUCGAGAUCUCGCAGAACCCGCUGUGGCCGCGUGUGUACGAGACGUUCGGAGAGGACCCGUACCUGGUGUCGGUCAUCGCCGAGUCGCUCAUCAAGGGCAUCCAGUCCAACAACGGCUCUGCGGCCUGCAUGAAGCACUGGAUCGGCUACUCCAAGACGCCCACGGGCCACGACAAGGACGGUGUCACGCUGUCCGAUUACGACCUGCUGAACUACUUCCUGCCGCCGUUCAAGGCCGCGGUGGACGCCGGCGUUCUGUCAGCGAUGGAGAACUACAUCUCCGUGAACGGCAUCCCCACGAUCGCCAACCCCAAGCUCAUGAAUAAGCUGCUGCGUGAGGACUUGGGCUUCGAGGGCAUGACUCGCACGUCCAUCGACAUGACGAUGGCCAGCAGCGACUACGGCUUCAUCAACGCCACCAAGGCGCUGAUCGCGAACGAUCUGUCUUUCCUCAACCGCGUCAAGGAGUCUGCUCGUCGUGUGGUCAAGCUCAAACUGCAGCUUGGCCUGUACGACAACGCCGUCCCUGGCGCGGACCUCGUGGAUCAGGUCGGCAACGACGAGGACAAGGCCGCGGCUUUGAACUCGGCGCGCGAGUCCAUCGUGCUGCUGCAGAACAACGACAGCGUGCUGCCGAUCCCCGAGACGGCCAAGGUUUUCCUCACGGGCCACUCGGCCGACAACGUCGGCUACCAGUGCGGCGGCUGGUCGCUCAGCCAGCAGGGCUACUCGGGCAACGACAUGUUCCCGAACGGUAUCAGCGUCAAGGACGGCUUCCAGGCCAUCGCCAACGAGACCGUGACCUACUUCAACGGACUCAACUACACGGGCACCUACAACGAGAGCGAUCUGGCCCAUGCCAAGGAGCUGGCCAGCCAGGCCGAGUACACCAUCGCUGUCAUCGGCGAGCACUCGUACACGGAGAAGACGUACGGCGACAUCAACGACCUGGCCCUGCCUGCCGGCCAGAUCGAGUACGUGACGGAGCUGGCCUCGACCGGCACCAAGGUUAUUGCCGUGCUUGUCGGUGGCCGCCCGCGUCUCCUUGGUGAGCUGCCCAGCAACGUCCACGCCGUGGUCAACGCCAUGCUGCCCUGCGAGCUCGGUGGCCAGGCCAUCGCUGAGAUCAUCUACGGCCGCGUGAACCCCAGCGGCCGCAUGCCGAUCACGUACCCGAAAGACGCCGGCAACAUCCUCAUGCCGUACAACCACCGCGUGAGCACCCAGUGCGCAUCGGGAGAUUACUGCGAGAUGCAGUGGGAGUUCGGCCACGGCCUGAGCUACACGGAGUUCACGUACUCGGACAUGACGCUGAGCCGCACCAACGUCACGUCCGUCACGGAGACGGUCGACGUGUCUGUGGUCGUCAAGAACUCGGGCUCCGUGGCCGGCAAGGAGACGGUCAUGCUGUUCCUCACGCAGCCGUUCCGCACCAUCUCGGUCCCGGAGGUCAAGCAGCUCAAGAAGUUCACCAAGGUCGAGCUGCAGGCCGGCGAGUCCACCACCGUCAACUUCACGCUGUCCACCGACGACUGGAGCGUGUACUACCCACAGAUCGGCAACGGCCUCAAGAAGGUGGCGGAGGACGCUGACUACGUGAUCGCCAUCAAGCCCGAGACGGACUGCGACGUGUACAACGAGACGGCGGUUGCCAACCCGCUGUGCGCUACCUUCACUCUCCAGACGGGCGAGCACCCGUACGGAUCGUUCGAGUAA